ACUGAAGGGCCCCUUGUCCCCAAGAAUGGCAGUGUGGUGCUCACAAAGAUGUAGGAGAAGCCAUAGGCGUGGAUGUGCAGAGCCACUGAGAGCCACAGGCACUGCUCCUUCCCACCCGAUGGGGAUGCCUGUGCUGGCCUCCUGAGCUGUUGUUGGUGUUUUUCCGGCCUGGCUGCCAGCCUGGAAAACAAAGUUCCCAACCAAAGCAAGAGCAAGUGGGGAGGAACACGGAGAACAGCUCUGACAUUCCUGCCUGCCUCCAGCAACGUUUCCAGAGCAAUAGGGCUGCAGAGGCUGAGCCUGCUGAGCUCCCAGAUGAAUAGAAGCAAUGGACAUGUAACUGCAGCCUCAUAAUACCCUUCAGCAAAGGAAUUAGAGCUCAGCCACAGUGCAGCAAAUCUCCCCAGUUAAAAUCCCUUCCCCAGUCCUGUUAGUACAACUACCAAGAACAGCAACUUCCCUCUCAGUGAGGCUCUAUUAGACCCAGGGUUUAUAUCCUGCAAGCAGAGGAUGGGAUUUUACCUAGGGGGAUUUUCUUGAAGCAGGAGCACUGAAGAGUACUACUGCUCACCAAGCCCAGCCAGGAAAGCAUGGAGCAGCGGGUGAUCUGCCAAAGCUUCCUACAGCUGCAUCCACUGGCACUAAGGUGCUGAAGGCUAAGAGUGCUGUCCUGAAAGAGAGCUCAUGUUUUGCUUCCCUUAAUUUAAUGUUAUUUGGACUUUUGAAUCAAUUCUUCCCUCACCUUCCCAGCCACUUACAGAAGAAGGGACCUCCUAACCCCUCAGCAGGAUGAACAAGAGCAAGGGAGCUUUUGAUAGCCCAGAACUUUGGAGCCCAGGUUGCACGCAGAGCAGCACCUCCCUGACCAGUCUGGCACCACCCUUUGCAAUUGGACAGCAGGCUAUGGACACAGCCCUGAAUGUAAUCCUUAUCGUGGUCCUCCUGGUCAUCAUGGUGUCUCUGGGAUGUACAAUGGAGAUAGCCAAAAUCGCGACUCACCUCAGGAGACCUAAAGGUGUGGCAAUAGCCAUAGUGGCUCAGUACAGCAUCAUGCCCUUGACAGCAUUCGUAUUGGGCAAGCUCUUCCAGAUGGGCACCUCAGAAUCCCUGGCCAUCCUCAUCUGUGGCUGCUGCCCAGGGGGAAACCUCUCCAACAUCUUUAGCCUGGCACUGAGAGGGGACAUGAACCUCAGUGUUGUAAUGACUGCAUGCUCCAUGGUCCUGGCAAUUGGAUUAAUGCCACUGCUUCUGUACCUUUACUCGGGAGGACUGUAUGAGGCUGAUUUGGAGGGCAAGGUACCUUACAAAGGAAUAAUCACAUCCCUGGUGCUGAUGCUAAUCCCCUGUGCCAUCGGCAUCGUCUUGAAUGAGAAGAAACCACAGUACACUGGCCUUAUCACCAAGGCAGGGAUGGUUAUGCUUCUACUGUCAUCUGCUGCUAUAAUUGUUCUGUCUGUGGCCAGUAUGGGAAACUGUAUCAUGGUUGUCUUCUCACCACCUCUCCUGGGAACUUCUGCCUUAAUGCCCCUUACUGGAUUCCUGCUGGGCUACGCUGUCUCUGCAGCCUUCAAGCUUGAUGAGCGGUGCAGGCGAACAGUGUGCAUGGAAACUGGCUGCCAGAAUGUACAGCUUGGCUCAGCUAUCCUCAAGGUCGCCUUCGCCCCAGAGAUCAUUGGCCCCCUGUACUUCUUCCCGCUGCUCUACUUGCUGUUCCAGCUUGGAGAAGGAUUUCUGCUCAUCCUGGCCUUUCGGAUCCAUGACAGAAUAAAGCAAGCCAAUGAUGCAGCAAAAAUUAUCUGUGCAGGUGUGGACACAUUUAGUGCUCAAGAAAUAAAAUUAGUGUCAAGACAUUGCAGAAACACUGGAAAACCAGGAAAACAACAUAUGGAUUCUGCAGCCAGCUCAUAGGUCUCCAGCUGUUCUGUCAAACUUAUCGAUAUGCUCACUGCACAGCAGCCGCAGAGCCAUCUGCACCCAUGCUGUAAUUCCCCAAAGACCUUGCUCCAGACUAAGCCUCGCUCUGUCAGCCCAAAAAGGAGACUUUCAGUGACUUCAAAAUCAUUGUGACAACCCUUUGGGAGAGUGGAAAAACAUGCCAAGUGACUGUCCCAGUUUUACCUGUAAGAAAAUCACUGCCUACAUCAGUUCCCUUUCUUAAUUUCACUUACCUGUAACUCUCCUGCUGGUACAUGAUGGAAGCAGAUCCUGACAGCAUCACUGCAGAGUAAUGUAAUUUCUAACAGACCCAGAAUGAGCUGUGAAAGUUUCUCCAUGCAGAAGCCAGUGAGAUCGAAUGCACAGACAAGCAGCCCAUGAGCUGUUGGUUUCUCCCAUCCUCCAACAGGUACUAUGUGGUACCACUGAUCCCCCAGAGCAGAGGCAACACAAACCAUGAUCACGGCUACACAAACUGCCUUUGUAUGCUGAGUUUGGGCCCAGCAAGCUGUACCUCCAACACCAGAUGAACCAGAUGAGCCUUCUGUUGUAGCAGUCAGUAAACUCAACACCACACCUGUUCUAGACACCACCUAGGUAUGGUCACACUACACACACAGUACCAGGAAACACUGACAUCUCCAAUGUCCAGACUAUGCCUUGUAACCCAAAGCAGUUUAUCUUAAUUAACAAUAAACUGGUUUGUACCAAGAA
Molecule: messenger RNA, 2649 nt
Organism: Motacilla alba alba
Lineage: Eukaryota; Metazoa; Chordata; Aves; Passeriformes; Motacillidae
Gene: SLC10A1
Product: solute carrier family 10 member 1
Exons: 6
Coding region: 790-1908 (372 amino acids)
Biological process (GO): bile acid and bile salt transport
Cellular component (GO): membrane
Molecular function (GO): bile acid:sodium symporter activity
Source: RefSeq, a predicted model, not a curated record